AUGAUACAUAGCAUACCUGAAGCAGCAGCAAAACAUCAAGAAAUAAUAAUACAUGGUACCAAAAAACUAUCAUACUAUCAAAAUAAAAGAUACUAUCAAAUGAUACAAAUAUAUCACAAUACAAAACAAGAAGCUG
This is a messenger RNA of Racocetra persica, 136 nucleotides long. The record is from the annotation of a GenBank genome assembly. Lineage: Eukaryota; Fungi; Glomeromycota; Glomeromycetes; Diversisporales; Gigasporaceae.